CUCUUCUUUAUUCUAUUUGUUUGUUCAAUGAUGAUUUACCUUUGAACACAAGAAAAUAUGUUUCCAGAAUUCCAACAUAUCCUCGUCUAUUUACCAAGUUUGCUAUGUUGUCACUACAUCCUCUUUUAUUUUUCUUGUGAGACAUUUGGUAGAUUUUGUUUCAGGAGUUAGAUAUGUUUUUCUUCCUAGCUUUUCGGCAUGGUGGUUGAAGCGCAUCCAAAAAAACUUGGGAGAAUUCUAAAUGUUCCAAACUUUUAGAGUAUUCACUAUCUUACGGUUUUUGUUUUAAACAAGGUUUAUAAACAUAGCAGGUUUUUACUAAGUAGGUCACAAGAAGAUCUGGAUUUUGAUCAAAUUUGAGAUAUAAUUUUUUUCUUCUCAAUGUUUGUGUUUAACUAAUUAAACUAUAUUCCAGUAUACAGAGUACUCCUAAUAAUCCUUAAGCUAGGCCUAGUUUAAGAUAAAAGGGUUUUGGAAAUCUUAAACUUACCUUCACUUAAGGCCAACCAAAAACCGACAGCGUAGUGUUCACUGUAGGGUGGGUGGUACCCCCAAACGAGUAGAAAAUGAUAAUGUCAUCUGCGAAAGCAAGAUGGCUUAUCUUCAUCUGAAAGUAUCCCUUGGGGCUGCCAUUAAUCGAAAUGGAGAGAAAAGUGGAUUUAAG
Cuscuta campestris is the source of this 664-nucleotide messenger RNA. NCBI's taxonomy places the organism in Eukaryota, Viridiplantae, Streptophyta, Magnoliopsida, Solanales, Convolvulaceae. The record is from the annotation of a GenBank genome assembly.